GCUGCCGGGAUGGAACUAUCCCGAAACCAACGGACCGCGACGACGAGGAAACGGAUCUAUGAGUGAGCAGCUGAGGCGCGAGUACGAGAUCGGCGAGGAGAUCGGCCGCGGCCGCUUCGGCUUGGUCCGCCGCUGCGCCUCCCGCGCCACGGGCGAGCCCUUCGCCGUCAAGUCCGUGGACCGCUCCGCGCUCGCCGACGACCUCGACCGCGCGCUGGCGGGGCUGGAGCCCAAGCUGGCGCGUCUGGCGGGCGCCGGGGGCGCCAACCCGGGCGUCGUGCAGGUGCGCGCCGUGUUCGAGGACGAGGCCUGGACGCACACCGUCAUGGACCUCUGCACGGGGCCGGACCUGCUGGACUGGGUCCGCCUCCGCCGCGGCGCGCCCGUGCCGGAGCCCGCCGCGGCCCGCGUCGUGGCGCAGCUCGCCGAGGCGCUCGCGGGAUGCCACCGUGCCGGGGUGGUCCACCGCGACGUCAAGCCCGACAACGUCCUCCUCGACCUGGACGAUGACGACCCCGCCGGCGAGGAGGACGCGGCGCCGCGGGUGCGGCUCGCGGACUUCGGCUCCGCCUCGUGGCUCGGCGCCGGCGCCGGCGGGCGGGGCGCCGCCGAGGGGCUCGUGGGCACCCCGCACUACGUGGCGCCCGAGGUGGUGGCGGGCGGCGAAUACGGCGAGAAGGUGGACGUGUGGAGCGCCGGGGUGGUGGCGUACGCGCUGCUGUCCGGCGGCGCGCUGCCGUUCGGCGGCGAGACCCCCGCGGAGGUGUUCGCGGCCGUGCUGAGGGGCGGCCUCAGGUUCCCGCCCGCGCUGUUCGCCGGGGUGUCGCCGGCGGCCAAGGACCUGAUGCGGCGCAUGAUGUGCCGCGACGUCUCCAGAAGGCUCUCCGCCGAGCAGGUCCUCCGGCACCCGUGGAUCCAGAGCGGAGGGGGCGCCCAGGAGGCGGUGCAGCCGACCUGAAUCCAGGCAGAAGCCGAGACCAAUCGGCGAGUGUUCUCCGGAGCCCGACGAGUUUUUGUCCAUAUCGAUCGACGUCUCUGUAUAUCCAGGUACGCGACCGCGGCGAGGAGCGGUGCGGAGGAGAGCGUCGCUUCGCUGCGCGCCUGCGCCUGCGCCUGCGAUCCCCGCAGGGGAGGGGAGUGACAGUGGUG
Molecule: messenger RNA, 1149 nt
Organism: Panicum virgatum (switchgrass)
Lineage: Eukaryota; Viridiplantae; Streptophyta; Magnoliopsida; Poales; Poaceae
Product: phosphoenolpyruvate carboxylase kinase 1-like
Exons: 2
Coding region: 59-958 (299 amino acids)
Biological process (GO): intracellular signal transduction; protein autophosphorylation; peptidyl-serine phosphorylation
Cellular component (GO): nucleus; cytoplasm
Molecular function (GO): calcium-dependent protein serine/threonine kinase activity; ATP binding; calcium/calmodulin-dependent protein kinase activity
Source: RefSeq, a predicted model, not a curated record